AGCAUCUGUUGCACGUCAGUACAAUUUUAGAUCUCGACCGAGCACGUUCGUCCGGAAAAGCUAUAUACCCCCGAUGCUGGUUGAUUGUCUUUGGUAGUAAACGCGGAUUCAAUUAGCUCAAGGGCCCCAAGAAACAAAAAUUUCCGUCACCCUGCAUCAGAGGAUCAUGUACAUUUACCCGAGCUCCCCGGAAUCAGCAUCAUCCUUGCAGUCCGAAGAGAGUGCGGCCAUUAAAAUUCAGGCAGGAUUUCGUGGAUACCGAGUGCGCAAGCAGAUCCAUCGAUCAACCAAGUCCUCCAGCCAGAACAGCACCUCCAGCCAUCGGCGAAACCAGCGCCAAAGAUCACAGAACAACGCCCUUAUGGAGAACCAGGGAAACACUCCUCGCCCCAAUGGCGGCGAUGCGAAGGCGAACGGAGAAAAUGGCGGAAAGUCGGUAGAGGAUCGCAGUGCCACCAAGAUCCAGGCAGGAUUCCGGGGCUUCCUGGUGCGCAAGCAGCAGAAGAUUGCUAAGGAUGCGGCGGUGAAGAUUCAGGCUGGCUUCCGGGGAUUCAAGGCCCGCAAAGAAUUAAAACAAUGUGAGCCCAUUGCAUAGUGGAUGGGGUGGUCCGCCCCUUCGAAUUUCUACUGUACAUACAAGAAUAUGUGUAUUCAAAUACCUACCUUUUAGUCAAAUAUGUGUCGUGUAAAUAGCUUAAUCUUAAAUGAUAGUUUCUCUCCACAAAGAAUAAAAUACUCUCACUCAAGAAACUGAAAUCUUGAAAGACAACUUUAUCCAUUAA
This is a messenger RNA of Drosophila bipectinata, 782 nucleotides long. RefSeq names its product abnormal spindle-like microcephaly-associated protein homolog. Gene Ontology annotation, molecular function: protein binding. Lineage: Eukaryota; Metazoa; Arthropoda; Insecta; Diptera; Drosophilidae. The record is from RefSeq and is a predicted model, not a curated record.